Molecule: messenger RNA, 1457 nt
Organism: Pundamilia nyererei
Lineage: Eukaryota; Metazoa; Chordata; Actinopteri; Cichliformes; Cichlidae
Gene: arl5a
Product: ADP-ribosylation factor-like 5A
Exons: 6
Coding region: 322-861 (179 amino acids)
Molecular function (GO): GTP binding; GTPase activity
Source: RefSeq, a predicted model, not a curated record
CGCAUGCGCAAGAUUGACAGCGCAGGGUACUUCACAACAGCCAGCUGAUACGAACUAGCAAGUGACAGUGUUAAGCGUUUUCGGUUUUGUUUUAUACAGUAAAUCAGUCGUCGGACCUACAUUUUCACCUCGUAGGUCAUGUAGAGUAGAAGUCAGUUCAUAUAAGUAUGGCAGUUGUAUUUGAAUUCUUUGACAGGUCAUCGUCGUUGUAGUUAGCAAGUUAGCUAGCUAGUUGAAGUUGGCAGGACUGAACAACAAGGCUGGCUAGCUAAGGUACAUCGAACUAUUACAAGCUGGCAUCGAAAUUCAUCACCGUCAGCCAUGGGAAUACUAUUUACAAAGUUAUGGAGGCUUUUUAACCACCAAGAGCACAAGGUUAUUAUUGUGGGCCUGGACAAUGCUGGCAAGACCACAAUUCUUUAUCAGUUUUCAAUGAAUGAGGUGGUACACACAUCCCCAACAAUUGGGAGCAAUGUGGAGGAGAUAGUCGUCAACAACACUCAUUUUUUGAUGUGGGACAUUGGAGGCCAGGAGUCUCUUAGGUCAUCGUGGAAUACAUACUACACAAACACAGAGUUUGUAAUUGUGGUGGUUGACAGCACAGAUAGAGAAAGGAUCUCAGUAACCAAAGAAGAACUCUACAGAAUGCUAGCACAUGAAGACUUGAGAAAGGCAGGACUGUUGAUCUUUGCCAAUAAGCAGGAUGUGAAAGGAUGCAUGUCUGUGGCUGAGAUCUCCCAGAGCCUCCAGCUUACCUCCGUCAAAGACCACCAGUGGCACAUCCAGGCCUGUUGUGCUCUCACAGGAGAGGGGUUGUGCCAGGGUCUUGAGUGGAUGAUGUCACGGCUGCGUGUGAGAUGAUGACUUUGAAAACGUUCAUUAGGAGUGUGCCCCUUCUCUCUUAUUUUUGCCUCCAGAUAUGAAAAUGAGGAUGGGGGUAAGGUCAGUUGAUGGAUGGCCCUCUCCUCUUCCUUGUGAAACUGACAUGGACAGACCGCUGCCAGAACUUUAUGUACUUCUGUAAUAAUUUAUUUUACAAAAGUCAUCUGAACUGAGAACAAAAAAAACAUUACCUUUCCAGAAGGACGUUGAACAACAAAGAGACUCAAAUUAUUUAAAAUGAAAUUUCUGCACGGUUUUCCUUUGAACAAAACACAGAGGUCAGCAACGUAUCUGCCUUGGAACUCUACAUGGACUUAUUCUUGAGCUACGUGUGAGUCUAGCCCAUGGUGGCCUUGCAGUAUUGCCGAACUGGCUGUGGUGGUUUUUAAUUGCCUCUCUGUGUGAACAGUCCAGUAUUCUCUUCAAACUUGGUGCCUGCAGCAGAAUGUUCAAGCGAUUAUGGUUGAUGACGACUGAAACAUGCAGAGGGGAGGGUAGAAUCACAGUGUGCCCUCUUCCUUUCAGUCCUUGUUAAUAAUCACUGAAAUAAAGUCUUUUUAUUUGUUUCAGGUGAA